Maylandia zebra (zebra mbuna) is the source of this 879-nucleotide messenger RNA. RefSeq lists its product as uncharacterized. NCBI's taxonomy places the organism in Eukaryota, Metazoa, Chordata, Actinopteri, Cichliformes, Cichlidae. The record is from RefSeq and is a predicted model, not a curated record.
GUCACAUCAAUUUCUGUUAAACAUGAAAGGCCAUAGAGAUGAAUCUGGUAUGGUUCCGGAUAUUAGAACCCUCAGCUCUCCAGCCAGGAGUGUUGGCUUGAACCGGAUCACUGAUGAAAGCGUUGAAGCUGCUGCAUCUGUGUCAGGAGGAAAGCUGCAUAAAUGGAUUGCUGGGAGCUUUUGUCUCUUAUGUAUCCUACAGGCUGCUCUCAAUGUUUCCCUGCGUCUGGCUCUGCGUACUGAUGUUACCUGUGAAAAUCGAACUAAUGUAGAAGACAGUUUGAAGAAGAUCAACUUUGCUUUGCAGGAUUCUAUGAAUAAGGAGCGAGAAGAGCAGGAGAGGCAACUCGAUUAUAUUGCUUCACAGCUGAAUUUCCUGACAAAAGAGAGAGAGGAGUUGAAGAGGAAGCUAGAGGACUUUGCUCACUAUGCGCAACAAGGUUGGCUGUAUUUCAACAGCAGUUUCUAUUAUAUUUCUUCAAUCACGAAAACUUGGCAAGACAGUAGAGAUGACUGUUUGCAGAGAGGCGCAGUCUUGGCGAUCAUCAGCAACACAGAAGAACAGGAAUUCAUAAGGCUGCAGCAGAAGGUAAUGUGGAUUGGACUGACUGACAGAGAGACAGAAGGAGUUUGGAAAUGGGUGGAUGAGACUCCAUUGACGGCAAGCUUCUGGUACUCUGGGGAACCCAACAAUUUUAAACGCAGAAAUGAAGAUUGUGUAGUAAUAAAUCACUACUAUGAUUAUGAAAACAACUGGAAUGAUGCUGCAUGUGAAAACCUAAACUUUUGGCUCUGUGAAAAAGACAUGUGAAACAUGUGGGUUACAGUUUUGCUUUGUUCCUGCUAAAUAGUUUUAAUAAAAUAUCCUGCAUUAAAAAA